GAGACACAGGACAACAUGUUCAAAAUAAUUGUGGUCGUACUUGCUCUAACCGCUGGGACCGUGGUCUCUGGAAACGCGAGCGAUGAGCUUGAUCUAAUCAAUGUUAACGUGAAUGUACUCGGUGAUCAAUCUGACGAUGGCAGUUCAGCCGGGGAAAAGCACUUCUGCUUGAAUUUGCCACUGUUAGGCAACCUGCUUUGCAUCACGCUGAACCUACCACGUAACGCGACCCACCCAGGUUCAAACAACGCAACUAAAUCAGAUGGGGCGAAAGGUGGCCUUGAGGGUCUGGUAGACGACCUUGGGGGCGUGUUAGACGACCUUGGCGGAACCUUGGAUAAUGUUGUGAAAAAUUUGUUGCCAGGUGGGAACAAAGGAAACUCCAGCAGGCUGUUAGGCUCGGGUUCUGUGCUUAGCAUCAACUUGAAUAUACUGGGAAAUCAAACGAAAACGAAAGCUUCAGAUAGUUUGAUUACUCUAACCCUGAACGUGCUAGGAGAUGAGUCUCAUCCAAAGUUGAACCAAUCAGAUCCUUCGUCUGACUGGAAUAAAAACAACAAUGGAGAUGAACAAGGAUCGAGUAAAUCUUCUGAAAACUCUGGGGAAGUUGAUAAACUUCGUAUUCAUAUUGGGAAGUUCCCAUUCAUUCAUCAGUAAUUAAACAGAAG
Nomia melanderi (Alkali bee) is the source of this 668-nucleotide messenger RNA. RefSeq lists its product as uncharacterized. NCBI's taxonomy places the organism in Eukaryota, Metazoa, Arthropoda, Insecta, Hymenoptera, Halictidae. The record is from RefSeq and is a predicted model, not a curated record.